This is a messenger RNA of Vigna radiata var. radiata (mung bean), 1206 nucleotides long. RefSeq names its product peroxidase 5-like. The transcript is spliced from 2 exons. Gene Ontology annotation, cellular component: plasmodesma; plant-type cell wall. Bases 81 to 1058 code for a protein of 325 amino acids. Gene Ontology annotation, molecular function: peroxidase activity; heme binding. The record is from RefSeq and is a predicted model, not a curated record. NCBI's taxonomy places the organism in Eukaryota, Viridiplantae, Streptophyta, Magnoliopsida, Fabales, Fabaceae. Gene Ontology annotation, biological process: hydrogen peroxide catabolic process; response to oxidative stress.
CAUCAUAUACAAAAGUACAACAAAAUUAACUCUCUUUCUGUCUUGUCUUGAAACUUUCAAACAAACCAACGACAAGAACAAUGGAUAAUACUCCAUGGUUGCUUCAAAUGGUUUCUGCUUUGGUUCUGAUUUCAUUGGCCUCAGCAUCUCUGGAAGUGGGUUUCUAUAGGUCCACAUGCCCAUCUGCUGAGGCAAUAGUGAAAAGCACUGUAGAGAAAGCAAUUUCUGCCAACCCAGGCAUAGCAGCUGGUAUCAUCAGAAUGCAUUUCCAUGAUUGUUUUGUUAGGGGGUGUGAUGGUUCUGUGUUACUAGCAUCUACACCGGGAAACCCACCAGCUGAACGAGACAACUUCGUCAACAACCCAAGCUUACGAGGGUUCGAGGUGAUUGACGAGGUCAAGACCCAGUUGGAGGCUGCAUGCCCUAACACAGUAUCAUGUGCUGACAUUUUGGCCUUUGCAGCACGAGACAGUGCUUCCAAAGUUGGCGGCAUAAACUAUGAUGUUCCAUCAGGACGCAGAGAUGGUCGUGUCUCUAUUGGUGACGAAGUGCCACAGAAUCUUCCUGGACCAGGUUUCAGUGCUGAUCAACUCAUCGAUAACUUUGGACGAAAGGGUUUGUCUGUAGAUGAAAUGGUCACACUUUCAGGAGCACAUUCAAUCGGUGUGGCUAAUUGUGGUACCUUCUCGAAUCGCUUAUACACUUUCAGUGACACAGUGAGACAAGAUCCCUCACUCGACCCUUCAUAUGCUGAAACGUUGAAAAACCAGUGUCCUCCACCACCCACUGUGACAGGCACCACAGUUUCUCUGGAACCUUCCACUCCUAUUCGUUUGGACAGCAAAUACUAUGAGGGUUUGAUCAACCACCGUGGCUUGCUGACAUCAGAUCAGACCUUGUUCAGCACUCAAUCGACAAAGGCAAUAGUUGAAAGCAAUGCAUACAAUGGUGCAAGUUGGGCUGAGAAGUUUGCCCUAGCAAUGGUGCGCAUGGGUUCUAUACAAGUGCUUACCGGCUACGAUGGUGAGAUCAGGAAGCAGUGCAGCUUCGUUAAUUAGUUAACAGGAGCAAGAAACUUCGUUAAUUUGUUCAUUUUCCUUUCAUAAAGGGGAAAUUGAAAUGGCUAGUAAUUUUUCUUCUGUUUUUUAAUUUGAUUGGUACAAUUCAAGUGUGUAUAUCCUCUUCUUGUAAUAUUUCUUUUGCUGA